This is a messenger RNA of Staurois parvus, 280 nucleotides long. Lineage: Eukaryota; Metazoa; Chordata; Amphibia; Anura; Ranidae. The record is from the annotation of a GenBank genome assembly.
UAGUGAAUGCAGGGUCCGGGGAGACCAGAUAUAGUGAAUGUAGGGUCCGGGGAGACCAGCUAUAGUGAAUGUAGGGUCCGGGGAGACCAGAUAUAGUGAAUGCAGGGUCCGGGGAGACCGGAUAUAGUGAAUGCAGGGUCCGGGGAGAGCAGCAGAUAUAGUGAAUGCACUGUCUGGGGAGACCGGAUAUAGUGAAUGCAGGGAUCCUGGGACAGCGGAUAUAGUGAAUGCAGGGUCCUGGGAGAGCGGAUAUAGUGAAUGCAGGGUCCGGGAAGAGCGG